UCUGCGCUCCGCUCGUCCCUCCUGCUCGGCUCGGCCAGCCAAGCCGAGCCCGAACCCCGCGACAACGACGUGCGGAAAGCGACGUUCAACAAAGACUUGGUGAAAGCGAUAGGAUGAAAGGGACAAGACCUAAGGACAGGUGACGUCCGCUAAACGACGAGCCUCGAUUAGAGGGCUUUGACUUAGUGAAUUGUACCGCCUAUAAAAGGGGUGGCACCCCUCAUUGUAAGGGAUCCCAGUUUGAAAUCAAUAUACUCCUACUUUGCAUUCUCUCUCUCUCUAAAACUUCUAUUAUUUCAUACUCUCGGUGGUUUAUAGCCAUCACUACUAAGCUACCCUCUUUGUUUACUAAAACCGUUCAUCUUUCAUUAUUUUCCUCUUUCACCAAAACAUUUUUAUUUUCUAUUAAAACUGACUUUUGAUUGGAAACUAACUUUUCUAUCUAUCACAUCAAAGAUGAAAUUGGAAAGUCAACUCCAAACAACCUGAUGGGUAUAUCCAUAUACCCGACCCGGACAACCGAAAGGGACAGGUCAAAGUAUGACCGGUCACUUUUAUCAAUCACCAAAUGAGGUUAACUCUUCGAUUUGGACGGGUCAAAAGUUGACCGGUCACUUCCACUAAAAAAGUGACCGGUCACAUUCUGGGCGAUAGCGAAAAUAUCACCUUAUUCUACGAAGGACAUUCUAGAAGACCAAAGAGACGGGUUGAGCGCAAGAAAUGACCGGGUAACCUUUCAGAGAAGGUGACCGGUCAUAUCACUUUACUUGGAUAACAUUGGUCCAGUCUCUUAGGCAUGGUGAACCACGUCAGAGGUCAAGGGGACACCCCGCCGCUCAUCCAUCACGAGGCACACAUUGAAAGGGAUGUUUGUCAUUUUGCAGGGUUGAUUGGAUUGAGAAUAUCCAUUUCGGACUUAGGAGAUUUACCCGGUCUAGGUCAUACUUUGUGUUCUUGUUGUGUGUUUUAUAUUACGGGUCGAGUGUCCAGGUUAGACCCGGUUAACCCGCCCAGCUAUAUUUACACCAUCACAACCCUUCCUUAUUUUUGCCUAAAGUCAAUGAUUUGGAAGGAUGUGCCCAUUUUGCUUUUGAUCAGUAUGCUAGCAUAUUUUUGUUUCUUGGAGCAGCUUCUGGUGUGUGACAUGGGUGCUUCUCGUUCUAUUGUCUGGUCCUUGCCCAUAUCUUCUGGUUUAGCACUCCCCUCAACUAUCAUGGCUUCUACCAUGGUGAGCAAGAGUUGCAUAUGGGCUUAUGCUACAUUCCAGUUUGCUGGGGUUUUACUAUUUACAUACAUAUUUUAUACAGUGGAGUAUAUGUUUUUAUUUCCCAAUGUAGGACUUUUGGUCAUUAUCAUGUAGUCAUUAUUCAACUAAAUAUCCAUUGUUGCUGGACAUUAUUCCUUCCACUAGUCAUUAUUCGUGACUUGAGAGUUCACUAAGUACUCUCAAGUCACGAAGACUAGGCAACAUCACAAAGCAUGCCAAAAAUAACUCACGAAGAGUCGAACUCUACCAUUGGGUCAUCGAGUUCAAAAACAAAAGAAAAGCAAAAGUCACAAAGACCAAAAAAAAGGAACAAAAGAUCAGCACACAAUCACAGAGAUAGGUUUAAAAUC
This is a messenger RNA of Cuscuta campestris, 1617 nucleotides long. The record is from the annotation of a GenBank genome assembly. Lineage: Eukaryota; Viridiplantae; Streptophyta; Magnoliopsida; Solanales; Convolvulaceae.